UAGAGCAGUGCCUUGUACGCCCGCGCCAUGGGUCCGGUGGCCCCGCUGGAGCUGCUGGAGCUGCUGAAGCAGCGCGCGGCCGAGCGCAUUGAUGAGGCGGCCGAGCGCCUGGGCGCGCUGAGCCGCGCCAUCUGGAGCGCGCCGGAGCUGGCCUACGAGGAGCACCGCGCGCACCGAGAGCUCACGAGCUUCUUGGAGCGCGAGCCUCCGGCCAAGUCGUGGGCUGUGCAGCCGCACUUCGGGCUCGCCACCGCCUUCCGUGCCGAGUGGGCGCCGCCGGAGGCCGCGGCGGGGCCCGGCGCACUGCAGCUGGCCUUCCUGUGCGAGUAUGACGCUCUGCCCGCCUUGGGCCACGCCUGCGGCCACAACCUCAUAGCGGAGGUCGGGGUGGCCGCGGCGCUGGGCCUGCGCGCCGCGCUGGAGGCUGUCGCUGCUCCGCCUCCGGUCAAGGUCAUUGUCCUGGGGACCCCUGCAGAAGAAGAUGGUGGUGGCAAAAUUGAUUUAAUUGAAGCAGGUGCUUUUAAAGACCUUGAUGUUGUUUUUAUGGCUCAUCCAUCUCAAGAGGAUGCCGCCUAUCUACUGGAUGUGGCCGAGCAUGAUGUUACUGUGAAAUAUUAUGGAAAGGCAUCUCAUGCUGCUGCUUACCCUUGGGAGGGAGUCAAUGCCUUAGAUGCUGCAGUUCUUGCCUAUAACAAUCUCUCUGCAUUAAGACAACAGAUGAAACCAACCUGGAGACUUCAUGGUAUAAUAAAAAAUGGUGGUGUGAAGCCCAAUAUCAUCCCCUCUUACUCUGAAUUAGUCUAUUACUUCCGUGCACCCUCAAUGAAAGAACUUCAAGUUUUGACCAAAAAGGCGGAAGAUUCCUUCAGAGCUGCAGCUUUGGCUACGGGCUGCACAGUGGAAAUUAAAAGUGGAGCACACGAUUAUUACAAUGUUCUUCCUAAUAAGAUACUGUGCAAUGCAUAUAUGGAGAAUGGGAAGAAGCUGGGAAUAGAAUUCAUCUCAGAAGACGCAGUAUUGAAUGGGCCUUCAGGCUCUACUGAUUUUGGAAAUGUUAGUUUUGUGGUUCCUGGGAUUCACCCGUAUUUUUACAUUGGGACUGAUGCCUUGAAUCACACGGAACAGUACACAGAAGCUGCAGGAUCACAAGAAGCUCAAUUGUACACCUUGCGUACAGCCAAAGCUCUGGCAAUGACUGCACUAGAUGUCAUCUUUAAGCCCGAGUUGCUGGAAGGUAUCAGAGAGGAGUUUAAAUCGAAGCUUCAAGAAGAACAGCUUUUAAAUACACCAGCAUAGAAGGAGGACUUGGAAACUGCUCAGGAAGCACUAAGUUUUGAUGUUUGCUUUUCCCUCUUUAACUGUUUGAAUACAACAGGGUAUAGGGAAGACACUAAUGGUGUUUCAGGCAUUGAUAUGUGAUGACAUUUCUUAAGCUAGAAGGUAUGUGAUUCUCUGCCAUGGUAAGGUAAUGUUUUCUAAGUGUGUCUUUUGUAUAGUUUUACAAGUUCCACAGGUUUCAAAAUUUAACACUCAUGGACUCUGUGUUCAGAGUAGUGGGUGUCUUCUCAGCAGUUUAAAGUUGGGGGGUUAAGUCUAACUGGAUCUGCUUUGGUCUAGGGAGAAACUUAACCAUAGGCUUGUGGGACACACCUAGAACACCCGGUACAAAGAAUUAGCUUUACCUUUAACCUUAAAAACAAAACAAAACAAAGCAAAAGAAUGUUCUUUAUUUUCAUGUAAUUAUUCCAAGAAGUGGCAUAGCAGCAGUAUAACAGUUAAUAACAGAAAAAGUGACAAAAAGGCAGGAUUGGGCUUUUCCAGUAGGGUAGGCUGUUGAGUGGUACCCAGCAUGUUACAAGAGCUGGGAGAGGAAUACAGGCUGGGUGUGCCCUGUCCUCCAGUGUCCUGCACUGGAUCCCACCACCCAGCAGCCUGCUGCCCUCCCUGCAGAAGCCUUCCUAAGCCCCUGCUGGCCCAGUAGUGCGGCCUCUGUGUCCUCAUGCUGUGGCUUAAUUAAGUUUCUAGCCUUUUCUCUGGACCUUCUCUUUUGCCUUCCCAACGCACUUUCUGUCUUUGUGUCACCAGAGCAUUUGUAGAAGUACAAAAAAGAAUUCUUAUUAU
This is a messenger RNA of Phodopus roborovskii (desert hamster), 2121 nucleotides long. It is a transcript of the gene Pm20d2, whose product is annotated as peptidase M20 domain containing 2. The coding region runs from base 28 to 1296 and encodes 422 amino acids. Lineage: Eukaryota; Metazoa; Chordata; Mammalia; Rodentia; Cricetidae. Gene Ontology annotation, molecular function: dipeptidase activity. The transcript is spliced from 7 exons. The record is from RefSeq and is a predicted model, not a curated record.